AUGGGGUCUGAGGUAGUUAGAAAAACCCUUAACUUAACAGAUGAAACUGCCAACACUUCUCUCGUGUUCAUUGACUACGAAGUGCCAAGAGAGGAGGCCGAUAAGAAGUGUUCUUUCUAUGGCUUUAAGAAGCCAGACAACAAGGCAACAGAGCAUGAUCUUAGUUCUAUCAUGGAAUCUAAUGAAACGGUGUGGACGCUUACUGUUGACGACAGAGAUGUUUUCGUAAGGCAUCGUCAAUGGCUUUCAAUCAGAGGCUGUCAUCAUCUAAAUCUGACACACAAUGGUGAACUGCACAACAACUGUAAUCUUGUAUUUGAUUCACCGGACAGGAUGAUGAGUUCAUAUAUUGGAAUACAUAACACUUCCUGCUAUGUUAUACCAGAGAAUAUAGAAGAAUUUGAGAAAAAGCAGCUUCCAGAAUCACUGUGUGAUUGGCGAUGUACUGAUGUGAUUGAGACUUCAUGUGGCGGAACAGAGGCAAUCUCACUAUACAAAGUCAUAGAUGGUUAUAUAUUUAUUUAUCAUUAA
Molecule: messenger RNA, 531 nt
Organism: Saccostrea echinata
Lineage: Eukaryota; Metazoa; Mollusca; Bivalvia; Ostreida; Ostreidae
Exons: 4
Coding region: 1-531 (176 amino acids)
Source: RefSeq, a predicted model, not a curated record